Liolophura sinensis is the source of this 2242-nucleotide messenger RNA. RefSeq lists its product as uncharacterized. Gene Ontology annotation, biological process: signal transduction; humoral immune response; positive regulation of canonical NF-kappaB signal transduction. NCBI's taxonomy places the organism in Eukaryota, Metazoa, Mollusca, Polyplacophora, Chitonida, Chitonidae. The record is from RefSeq and is a predicted model, not a curated record. The transcript has 6 exons. The coding region runs from base 246 to 2237 and encodes 663 amino acids. Gene Ontology annotation, molecular function: protein binding.
CGUAUAGGCAAUAGUAUACCGGUACUUCCGCAUUGAUUAUAUUACCCGCGACAUAAUUUGUGGUGCGAAAGACGAGAACAUUAAGAGCUAACGGACUGGUUCUACUCCGGAUUGCACUGUUGGCGUCUGGCAUUUGCGAAAUUGUUCGCUACAUGUCGCAUCAUGUCAGUGGUUUCGUGCAGUGAUAUGGACUGGGAGAUUUGAAACUACCAAGAGCUAUAAUUAACCAGUUAGGUUACUUAGCAAUGGAUGGACUUAUGGUAAAACAUCUCAACUAUGGGGUGAGGAGGGCACUGUGCAAUGGACUGGACCCAGAGAUGGUUUCUGGACACAACUGGAAGAUGCUGGCAGAAAAACUGGGCUACACAUAUGAGGAAAUCAUGGCCCUAGAGGCCCGACAGACCGUCCAUGGCUCCAACACACAGAAACUUCUUGAGGACUAUGGUCUUAGACGAAACAGCACAUUGCAGAACCUGUGUAAUCAGCUGGAGGCUAUGGACAGACAGGACUCUGUCCAGGUUGUGGAAGAGGCAUUGCCAGAUAUUCGCAAGGCCUAUGAGGAUGAGAUGAACCUUGAGAUGAUGCAGCGUGGCCAAGCACAAAAACCAGGGCCCUGUACUUGUAGCAGUGUUCACAGUUACCAGCGUCAUUUGUCUGCUCCCACCCCAAACAACUUCCAGCAUUUUUCUCAGUCUGACCAUUGUUAUGGCCCUUGUCAAUCCAACAUGGGUCAGGAAUACAGUUCUUCUCUCUCCAUGAAUGACCAUCACAGCAGGAGUAGGGUAAACAGUUCUCCUGGGGUGUGUUACUCGCCUGUUUCAUCAGGCCCUAACUGUAACUGUCACUAUACCAGACCUGCCCCUCAGCCAGCCAGGGUACCCCAGGGCAGCUGUGAGCAUGGUGUCAGGAAAAUCCAGAACAUUUCCUGUCAGCCACCACCUGCGCAAAGGCCCAAGUUCCAAGCCAUGGUGUCUGUGGAGGACAACAACGUGGCAAACUGCAGCAUGGUAGUGAGACAUUCUAACUCUCUGGUCCAUGCCAGACAGGAGGACUUUCUGGAGACUCAUUCACCUCCUAUAAAUGUGUCAGUGCUUAGAGAGCACCCCGUGCCCUUGGAGCAGGGCAUCCUGCGUGCUAUGCCAUUCAGCGACUCUGUGCCUCCCCUGAAACAGGCUGUGGAUAUGGAGGUCGCUGCUGAGGAAGAGGUGUUCACCUCCAGUGAUAGCUCAGGAAGUGCUAGCUCCAGCCUUGGCCCAGUGUUCCAGAAUCCUACAGAAGUGCAUAAAAAGCAGCCAUCUUCUAGUGGUGGAGACGGCAACAGAAGGCGAUCUCGUGUUGUAGGCAUGGAGAGAAAUAACCACCCAAAUCAGGAGACUUCUGGAAGUGUUGAACGUGUCCGAACCACGAGUGUUGAUCAACAUGGGAUGAACUCUGGACGGAUAACCCGUAAUAAAUCAUGCACCAGUACUCAUUCAAAAUGUAGGUUCUGUUGUGUCAACAAGAGUGGCCGUGAACGGAAUCAGCAGGUUUGUCAAGCCCACAAUGGUCACUCACAGCAAGCAGGAUCACACAGUUCCUCCCAUAACAACAGUAUCCAGAGAAUCCCUCCUGUCAGUCAAUCAGUAGGUCAGCAUUACCCUGAGCCGAAUCCCGUCCCAUACACUACCGUAGCAGGUACUCAAAAACCCAUCCCUUCAACCAAAGUGAAACUUGCAGAGAUCUGUAAAGGGUCUCGUAAAGUGAAAGUAUUUGUGACAUACGCAACUGAUGGUGAACGGCACCAACAGCGUGUGGCUGACCUCAGUGACUGCCUGGAGAAGAAUGGCUUCUCCAGCCACUUGGACAUGAAGGAGAGAGAUCAGAUGAUGGAGGACAGACUACGGUGGUAUGACAGUCACUUCAUGGCUGCUGAUUUUGUAUUGCUGUGCGUUUCCCCUUUGUACAAACAGCAAACACAGAGCAGCAAUAAUGGAUCUAGCCUAGACUGCAACCCACUUCAAGACCCUCUUCAGGACUCCAUCCACACCACAUACAUUUACAAACUAAUGCAGAGUGAGUUUGUCCGCCUCGGAUCUCGUAAUAAGCGCUUCAUCCCCCUUGUGUUCCCUGGCGCAACCAGAGAUGAUGUGCCAACAUGGCUGAGAAACACGCUGAUCUACCAGUGGCCCAGUCAGUACAAGGACUUGCUGUGGAUGCUGACCAAGCCCCAGGACAAAGUCAGCAACUCCAUGGUUUAAGGUAG